Gamsiella multidivaricata is the source of this 1777-nucleotide messenger RNA. RefSeq lists its product as uncharacterized. Bases 95 to 1720 code for a protein of 541 amino acids. The record is from RefSeq and is a predicted model, not a curated record. Lineage: Eukaryota; Fungi; Mortierellomycota; Mortierellomycetes; Mortierellales; Mortierellaceae. Gene Ontology annotation, biological process: maturation of SSU-rRNA from tricistronic rRNA transcript (SSU-rRNA, 5.8S rRNA, LSU-rRNA). The transcript has 2 exons. Gene Ontology annotation, cellular component: preribosome, small subunit precursor; nucleolus.
CAUCGCUGGUUCACGUACUUUGACAGUUUUGACAGCACUUUCAUUCACCCCUUCGCCUCCUUCAUUCACUCCAUCCCACUUUACUUCAAAGACGAUGCCUGCAACAAAAAAGGUCGUGAACCCCGAGAAGGAGCUGCGAGGGAAAAAGCCCUACAACCGCGCUGCACCAGGGGUAUUUCAAAAGAAGUCGUACCAGGCCAAGCCUAAGCAACUGAGCGCGGACGAGGUCCCUGAGGGAGCAGCGGCGUUGAAGAAGAAGCUCCGGGAUACCCUGAGACUGUUGAGCAAGAAUCCAAAAAUGCCUGCGGAUAUCCGUCAAGAGCAUGAGAGACGUAUCGAGGCAUUGAAGCUGCAGGUCGCAGAGAAGCAGGUCGACCAGACAGAGCAAAAGAUGGCGACGAAGUAUCGCAUGGUCAAGUUUUUUGAGUCCAAGAAGGCCGACCGCAGGAUUAAAGUAUUUAUACGCCAGCACCCGAACUGGGAAUCGAACGAGAGCGAGCGGAAGGAGCUUGAAUCGCUCAAGCUUGACCUUGCCUACAUUCAACAUUAUCCAAAGACCCAAAAAUACAUUUCUCUCUACCCGAAUGAGAACGUGGAUGACCCGGUUGUCUCCAAGGCCCGUGCAGAGAUCCGUGAGAGGAUCCGGGAAGGAAUCGAGACGGGCGAAAUCCAGCAGUUUGUGAAGGAGGCGCGUGAGCAGGUCAAGGCCAAGAUCAUCAGCAAGGACACUAUGUCGACGGAGGAGUCCGUCAAGUUGACGACUCAAAAAAUCAUGAACGCCAAGAAGAGAGUCAGGACGGACGAUGAUGAUGGAACGGAUCCCUCGGCAAGACGUGCAAAGGCGACGGCGGAGAGGGAUGCGAAUAGGCCAGCGCAGAUUGAAGCUGUGGAGGAAGAGGAGAUGUUCUUUGAGACGGUACCCAAGGUUGUCCCAGCGGCGGAGGCUGUGAAGACCAAGGAAGGAGUCAAUAACAACAACAGCGAUAAAAAGAAGAAAGGUGGAACGGAAGUAGCACAGCAAUCCAAGAAGGAGAAGCCACAACAGCAGGCAAAGAAAGAGCAGCAGCCAAAGAAGGAACAGCAGUCAAAGAAGGAACAGCAGCCAAAGCAGAACGAGAAGAAGGGUCAACAGCCAAAGAAGGACAAGAAGAAGGAGGAUGCCGCAGUGCCAGCGCCUGCUGAGGAAGAAUCGCAGCCCGCAACAGAAGGAGAGCCCAAGAAGUUGGGCAAGUGGGCAAGGAAAGCCAUUCGUGCGCAGUCUUCAGUCGCAGUAAAGGAGGCAGUAAAGGAGGCAGUAACAGCAGUAGCAGCAGCCACAGGGUCGGGAAGCGGUACUAAUGCACCAGUAGAUGGACCAGUGGUGACUGGGGAAAUACCAGUGGAGAAGAGUGUCGAGGAGAAGAGCGUCGAGAAAAAGAAGCAGCCGGCAGGAAAGAAAGCCGCCCAGAAGAAGGAGGUGAAAAAGACAGAAGAAAAGAAGACUGAGGCGAAGAAGGUUGAGGAGGCAGAGAUUGCGAAGCCCGAGGUUAAGCUAGACGCACCCAAGAUUACGACACUGAAGGUUGACCAUAAUGACAAAGGCGAAGGCGACUCUGAUAGCGACAGCGAAGAACCGGUCGCACCUGUGCGUAAGGUUGUCAAGAUCGACACAUCGUUGCUGAAGGAGCUGCCAGAGGUUCCCAAGCGACGAGGAGGUCGUAACCAGAAUAAGUACAGGUGAAGAUAGGGAUCAUUACCAUCCUUAAUAAUAAAAACCACCAAAGCAUUGUUCCAUUUU